Conger conger (European conger) is the source of this 5443-nucleotide messenger RNA. RefSeq lists its product as uncharacterized. Bases 1799 to 3868 code for a protein of 689 amino acids. NCBI's taxonomy places the organism in Eukaryota, Metazoa, Chordata, Actinopteri, Anguilliformes, Congridae. The record is from RefSeq and is a predicted model, not a curated record. The transcript has 4 exons.
CAUCACAUACUUAUUGUAUUAAAAAUAUGGCUCUCGGCGGUCGGAAAAUGAUUUCUCGCCGAGGUCUUUGUCUCCAACCAAACAAGUAGAAGGAAGGUAACGAAAAUCAAUGUGUGACGAGAUAUCACUCUUCGAAAGAGUACGCAUAUGAGGCUUUAUCUAUCUGAAGGCCUCAGUUGUUAACAGAAGGAGGGGGCACCUGCCGGGUUCCUGAAACCAGCUUCAAUCUGUAGGAGCAAAGCCAUGAGCCAGGCAACGCUGCAUUCUGGGAAGAUCAUGGUCACAGAAUUGCAUUUUAAUACUAAUUACAGCAUGACCUGGAACAAAAACCAAGAAGGGAUCCUGAAGGUUGAGCUUGAGAAGCCUUGCUUUAGACUGUAAAACCUGCUGUUGGACUUGAGCGAAUUAAUGCUGCCUGCAUUGUAAUUUACUUUGUAAGCAGAAGUAAUUUUACAUCGCUGGUGGACCAUGGUUGAAUCGUACAGUGCAGAGAGCUCUCAUCACCUGCAGUCUUAUCAAAAAGCACAUAUUUACUGACUAUGGUUAUGAGAGUUCUCUGUAACCAUAGCCACAUUUCUUCCAUCUAUGAUGGGCCUGUGAACAACUCCUCAUCUGGUGUCACUUUGUAUGUUUCUCAUUUCUCAGAACUGUAGCAACUGUAACAAGAUGGAAUUUGCAUGAGAAAUGUUUUUGAAAAUGCGAUGCAGAAUUUUUGUUCUAUUGUACGCUUGUUGUGGCUGGACCACAAUGUGUUUAGUUUCUGUCUCACUGGCUGCUUACUGUUCUCAAGUCAAGUCAAGUGAAAUUUAUUUGUAUAGCACAUUUUCAUACACAAGGCAACUCAAAGCACUCUACAUAAAACAUAGAAAGACAUUCCAUAAAGGUGUUAUUAAAGUAAAUUAGAAUUUUAAAACAAUUUGUAAGUUAAAGGAAAAACGAGACGUAAAGCAGUUAAAGAACAUGGAGGUGUACGAGAGAACUGUAAAAUGGCAAUUGGUAAAUGUACUGCAUUCAUAUAGUGCUUUUAUCUAAAGCGCUUUACAAUUCUUACUACUGAUGAGUGGUUUGCAUCUUGUGGUAUUGCCUCUGUAUUGCUGCUCUUUAAGUCUUCUUUGAAUGGUUGAUUGAGUUCCCUUCACCCCUGCCAUGUGGAGAAUGUUUGAUGUCACUGACUGAGGUUUUGGAGUUUUUUCUGACAGCUCUCACAAUGUUUCUGUCAUCAUGUUUCCUCGGUCGACCUGUCUUCGAUGUCUGUUGCUCAGUACUCCAGCGGUUUCUUCCUUUUUCAGGACAUUCCACGUUGUUGUACAAACUAUCCCCAAUCCCCCGAUUUCCCCUCUUUUCUAAAUUACUUGCGAAUGUAAAUCUUUUGACCUCAAGUUGUCUUCAGUGCAUAGCAAAACAAUUCAUGUUUUAUUUCUUCAUUUAAAUGUGUUUUAAGCCUAUAAGCUAAUUUUAGCUAAUGUUGCAUUCUAUACUAUAUCGUUUUAAAGUCUUAACUCUUUCAAAAUGUCUCAUCGGUUAUAAUUUCUUAUGAAACCUGAAAUGAAGCUGUGGAAUAUAAAACAUUUAUUAAUGCUAUUCAUAGCUGAUGUAUUAUUUAAGUAAAUGGCCUUUUUGCAGUAUCAUCCAUACUCCAAAGCAUAAUUAGACAAAUGUUAAAUGUAUUGAUCAGCUGCAGUCCAAAUAAAUAUUGUGUGUGUUUAAUUUUCCUCCGAUUAAUAGGCUAGGCCAAUUAAUAAGUGGGCAACAAGUGGCAUCAACAAAUGCUGUCUAAAAGAGGGAGGAGUGAGCCAUAAUGGAGGACUGCUUGCACACUUCGUCUGAAAACCUGUCCAAGCUGGUGAGCUGGGCCCACAGCCACGGCACCAUCUGCUCCCUGAUCCCCGGCCUCAAGCACCUGCUGACCGAGGGUUCCCACGGCAACCUGACCGCCAUGUGGGGCUGCAGCGCCGGCCACGCCUACCACUGGCCCCUGACGGCCACCUGCAGGGGUGCCAACCCUAACCCCAAAGACCGCUGCUGCCCCGAUCCCCUCAGCCCGCAGAGCAGCUCCGCCCUCCAGCCCAGCCCUGCCCACCGGUUCCUGGCCCGGGGGUCAAAGGGCAAGGGCCGUGACUCCUGCGAGCUCUCCAACUGCAGCGAGCCAUCUGAGGCAGAGGAGGACUACAGCAGCGGUCUGUUCGACAUCGUGUGCGAGUCUUCGGCCACGGACGAGGACGGCGAGUUCGAGCCCCAGCUUCAGAGCGCGCCGCGGCCCCCACUGAGGAAGAGGCCCCCCCCCGUGGGCCGGCCCAGGCUGGGGGAGGCGGCCGUGAAGAAAAUCAAGCAGGAGUCGCAGGAGGACUACUACAUUGUGGCCGAUGCCCAGCUGGGAGGGGGGCUGGACGGCCCCGCCCUGUCGCAGGGGGCCCCCCCUGCAGACCCCACAGCCCCGUCCCCCUCCCCCCCGGGCACUUCCCCGCCAGGGCUGCCCAAACCUCUCCGCCCACCCCCACCCUGCUCUCAGGGCCGAGCGCAGGGCCCUGCCCCCGCCUCCGGCAGGGCCGAACCCCACCACAGGCCCCCGGUACCCAGCCAGCCCCCGAACCUGCCCUCGACCCUGCCCCUCUUACCGCCUCCUCUCCCGAACCUGCCCCUCUUACCCCCUCCCCUCCCUGGCCACGGAGAGCUGGUGGACUCCCUGCCCCCCCCAGAGGAGCUCCCAAAAUCAUGCGGCCUGCCCCAGCCCUACGGAGACCCAGACUCCUCCCCCGUCUGCCUCAACCCCGACCUGGAGAUCAUCUCCCCCCGGAGUCUCAGCGCCGAACCCAAAGCAGAGGCCUCAGAUAUGGAGGAAAGGCAAGCGGAGGCUAACCGGGAGCAGAAUGAGAAGACCAUCCGCAGCACCCAGACCGCUCUCCGCAACUUCCGCGACUUCCUGAUCUCAAAGUACCCCUCGGAGACACGCGAGAUCUACUGCAUCCCCUGCGGCGAGUUGGACGCCUACCUGGCUUCGUUCUUCGUGGACGCGCGGCAGAAGGACGGCUCCGAGUACGAGCCCAACAGUCUGGCCAACUACCAGUGCGGGCUGGAGCGCUACCUGAAGGAGCAGCGCUACCGCUACAGCAUCACCCGCGACAAGGAGUUCCGCCGCUCACAAGAGGCCCUCAAGCAGAAGCAGCUGGAGCUCAAGUUUAAGGGCAAGGGCAACAAGCCCCACAAGUCCAUGAAGCUGACCUUCGCCGACGAGCUGAUCCUAAGGAAGAGGGGCCUUCUCAGCCGGUUCAACCCUGAGGGGCUGCUGAACCUGGUGUGGCUCAACAACACCAAGGCCUUCGGCCACUGCACAGGCUUCCAUGGCUCCUCGCUCAAGUGGGGCGAUGUUCGGCUCAUCGCCUCCGAGACUGGCCUGGAGUGUCUGGAGUGGAGCUACCAGGAGUACAUCGACGGUAACACCCGGACCAAGCGUCCUGGGACAGAGUGCCGAAUCUAUGCCACCCCCCAUGCCCCCCAGACCUGCCCCGUACAGGACUACAAAGAGUACGCCCAGCGCAGGCCUCAGGCCAUGCUGUAUGAGGAUGCGCCCUUCUACCUGUCCAUCAAGCCUGUGGUCAACCUGGCUGCUCUGCACUGGUACAACAGCCAGGCCCUGGGCAAGAACAAGCUUGCCAAGAUGGUGAAAACCAUGUGUGAGAAGGGCAACAUCCCUGGGAGGAAGACCAACUUCAGCGUCUAUCAGAGCUGCAGCACGCUGUCUGAGGCCCAGAGCAACCAGCUGGUGCUCAUCUGCAAUAACCUGAGCCAGCAGGCGUCCCAGGCCCGGAGCUCCCACCCAGGGGCCACCAACUUCGUCAUCACUGGGUCCUUCGACUCCGACACCUUGUGAGUCCCAUCCUCUGGAGUCCCUGGCCCUGGCUUCACCGAGAGCUGGGCGUGUUGUUGGGCUUUGCGUGUUCCGUAAGAAUCUGUCCUCAGCUUCUUAUCUGUUCACAAUCUUCUUCAAGGAGACAUUUCAGUGGCGAAAGAGUCCACUUUUAUUCUUCUCUAGUGUCAAUAUGUCUAGUUAAGCAGAUUGAAAAAGUACUUUUAUGAUAUAUAGGCAUUCGUCCCGUUUCAUAAAUACCCUGAGCGUCAGAAGACAUUAACACUGCGUUAUGUUUCAGAAAAGACAUAUCGACUUGUGAAAUUGAUUAAAUGUUUUGCCGUCAGUUUGAUAAGACGAAAGGAAUGACUGUGAGAUGGAGUGAGUGCUGCAUAAGCACGGUACCCCGUCAGUAAGAUGGAUGGUUAGGCACAAGUGAUAAAAUUGAAGCUGGUGAGUACUGAGUUGCGUAAAAAAAUAAGAAAACAGACGAUGGAACCAAAUGUGCCACGUUUAAGAGAACACCACCUUAGUGCCAUAGGUAUGUUAGAGAAUGUACUGAGUUAACACUGUCAGUUACUGUCCCGUUUUAUAAAAUACAUUAAUCUUGGUAUCAUAGGUACAGGUACACAAUUCUGAAGGCUGCUAGUGCAAAAAAGAGUUUAACAAAAUUACAAAUAUAUGGGUGUAUUUUCUCACCCUAGUGUCUCUAGCAGGGAAAUGUCAACAGGACCACUGCUGAUCCAGGAUGUCUGGUUUUACCCCGUGGUGUUGGUGGUUUGGCAUGUCAUGAGACGUUAAAAGAGUGUUUGCGCUUCCAUUUUUCAGAUUUAAAAUAGAUCUAUCAUAGACUCUGUGAUUAGUGUGAAUAUAACUUCAAUAUGUAAUCAUUGCAUUGUAUCAUCAGUUAUCCCUUUCCUAUCACACUGAAGACUCUGAAGAUUGUUCAAGAGCAUAUCAACCUCAGGUGCUGAAGCAUCACCCAUUGAUGUGUUCUAUUCUCUAAUGAAAUAUGUUUAUAAUCCAUACCAUUAUGGAUUAGUUAUAAUUACAAAUACUAACAAAUACACUAUUGCAUGGAGUCCUGUGCUAACUGGCUGUUGUUGAAUACUGCAGAUUUGCCUGUCCUUUAGCCUGACCUCCUUUGGCGACUGGACUUUUUAAUGUUAGCAUCUCCAUGGCAAGAGGUCUUGGGUCAUUUACAAAUCUGAUCAAAUCACAUCCUUUGCUGUACUGGCAUCACAACAGUUGAUAAUUAUUUCUAUUUUGAGCAAAAAAUAAACACCAAGUUCAAAUUCAUAAACUGAUUUCAACUCAUCCAUUCAAACUGUUCAUGAAAGCUAGUGUUCAGAAAAGUGUCAACAAGUGUCUUAGCUUCUGUUUCAUUCAGAAAAUGAUUACCUAAAUAAAUCUAAAUGACCAUCUAAAACGUCUAAACCACGUCUUUGACCAGUUCAUUAAAAGGAAAGGUGGGAUUUAUCAAGGAGACAUGGAGGCUGUUGAACUACACUGGUUUAUAGUACAGACAGGCUAUCAAUGUAGAACAAAGAUAAAAAUGUACUAUCCCAUGUAGUGAAAUUAAAAGUAAACUACUGAAAA